AUGGAAAAUACUUUAUUUUGGCUGAUAAUUUUCAUCCUUGGAUGGGCUCUCUCUGAUGGGUCUGAAACAGAACCAGAUUUUACGUGGCACUUGAGCAGAAUACCCCAGGUUGUGAGUGAGAAGACUAUUCAUCUUGCCAGCCCCACGUUCCAGGCGGAUGCUGGGGUGAUGAAGGCCACAGUGUGCGGCAUCGAAUGUCAGGAAGAGCUUCCUGCUCCCAGCCUUUCCCAGCUGGAAGACUCUCUUUCCUAUGAGACGGUCUUCGAGAAUGGCACCCGAACCUUAACCAGGGUCAAAGUUCAAGGUCUGGUCCUGGAACCUACUCAGAACAGCAGCAUAAAAGGAGCACGCCCUAGGAGAAGGAGGCAGGUGUACGGUACGGACAGCAGGUUCAGCAUCUUAGACAAAAGGUUCUUGACCAAUUUCCCUUUUAAUACAGCAGUGAAGCUGUCCACCGGCUGCAGCGGCGCCCUCAUUUCCCCCAACCAUGUGCUCACAGCUGCCCACUGUGUCCACGACGGGAAGGAUUAUGUCAAAGGCAGUAAAAAGCUGAGGGUGGGAGUGCUGAAGAUGAGGAAUAAAGGAGGCCGCAAGAAACGCAGAGGUUCCAAGAGGAGUCGGAGAGAAGCGGAGAGUGGUGGCCAAAGUCAGGACCAUCCUCCGGAGAGCACCACCCAAAAACUGGGGAAAAAAUCCAGGCAGGGUCUGAAAGUCGCCCAAGGAAAGCCUUCGUUCCAAUGGACCCGCGUCAAGAGCACCCACAUUCCCAAAGGCUGGGUGAGGGGAGAGAAUGGAGACCCAGCCUUGGACUACGACUAUGCGCUCCUGGAGCUGAAGCGCGCACAAAAGCAGCAGCAUAUGGAGCUAGGAGUCAGCCCCACUAUCACCAAGCUGCCAGGAGGCCGGAUCCACUUCUCUGGAUUUGACAACGACAGGGAUGAUCAGUUGGUUUAUCGGUUUUGCAGUGUUUCCGAGGAAUCCAGUGACCUCCUGUAUCAGUACUGCGAUGCUGAGGCAGGCUCCACCGGCUCUGGGAUCUACCUGAGACUCAAAGAGCCAGGUCAAAAGAAUUGGAAGCGCAAGAUCAUCGCGGUCUACUCGGGCCACCAGUGGGUGGAUGUGCACGGAGUUCAGAAGGACUAUAACGUGGCUGUGCGCAUCACUCCGCUCAAGUACGCCCAGAUUUGCCUCUGGAUCCACGGAAACGCUGCCAACUGUGCUUAUGGUUGAGGGAAAACUGAAGAGAAUUCAUGCGCAUCUUGAAUCCCAGAGAAAGCCAGCUCUCAUUGUGAGACCACUCACAGGCUAUGCCUGGACUUGGACUAUCAGUGGUUUUUACAGCGUUUUUACAGACUUCCUUUAUCAAAGUUAGGCUACUUUCGCACAGUUAAAAUGUUUAGUUACAGAUACUGAAACUAGAUGGCACUUUAGCGGCAAGUAUAUGUACUCUUUAGGUGGUGGUAAGUUUCAUUUUGGGGGAAAUGUUCAUUUGUUUACUUGGGCCUUUUUGGAUACCAGACACUCUUUAAAAAAUACUAGAACUGUAAUGUGACUUUUCAAUGGACUAGUUCUUGAGUCCUACUCUAGGAAGAACUUAGGAGGAUGUAGUUAUGUGUUCAACCUUUCUGGAAAAGAGGAAAAUUUACAGCAACACAAUUAGAAUCAUGGGAGACAGGAGGUUUAGUUUGCAAUGCGAUUAGAUGCCAUUCCAUUCUUGCCCUCAGUGUUUAUAUGUGUUGUCUCUUGGUACUGAGAAAAUUAUUUCAAGAACUAUAGAUCAAAACAUAUAAAAGUUACAAAUCAAAUACACUAGUGAGCUGCAUAAACAAAACUAUUAACUGUGGCUUUAAAAACCCAACACCAACUGUGUCCACCUAAAAUCUGGAGAAACACUGUUCUGUGUAAUGAACCAAGUUUACAGACACUGAAAGCUGAGACACUCUAAGAUCUCAAGUUUUACAAUCUUAAAAUGCGAUGUUUUUGAGGCAUGCAGAGACACAGUUUCACAAGCCACCGUCCUCUGUCGAAAGCCACGCCAUUUUGUGUUGUGCUUUCUGCUGUGUGUGAGGUGCUAUAUUUUUUAAGUGAGGUAUUUUGAAGUCUUUUUCCAAAGAGAACCCACUACCCCCAAUCCUGAGAUACCAAAGAAGGUUCUGAUGCUUCUCAUAAGGGACCAAGGUGGCAUCCUAGCUCUGGCUCCCAAGUAGCAUUAAGCAGUUACUGUACCACCCUAGAGCAAAAUGCAGAGCAGGCAUUCAGGACGAGCCUGAGGAGCAAACACAGCUGGGGUGAAUGGCUAUAAACAGGGGUUAAGUCAGGGCAUUAUGCUUAAACGGUUUUGAGUACACCCUAAAAUUUAAGUAACCAAGGACCCAAUCUUUAGUCUACUCUUUUUGGC
Arvicanthis niloticus (Nile rat) is the source of this 2398-nucleotide messenger RNA. Its product is annotated as inactive serine protease 35-like. NCBI's taxonomy places the organism in Eukaryota, Metazoa, Chordata, Mammalia, Rodentia, Muridae. The record is from RefSeq and is a predicted model, not a curated record. Gene Ontology annotation, molecular function: serine-type endopeptidase activity. Gene Ontology annotation, biological process: proteolysis.